UAGAUACCUUUGUGACAUACUUUUGGUCAAAAACAUAAUCGCUUUGCUUUAAAUAUGAAAUACUGUGUAGUAAUUUGCCUUCUGAUAGGAACCGUAUUUGGUCGUUAUCAUGAUUUUGAAAAGAAGAGUAUUGAAGAAAUAAAGCAAGGAAGAGCUGAAUGUUUUGAAAAAUUCCCUGUUCCAAAAGAAACACGUGAACUAUUUAAGAAGUUUGAAUAUCCUGAUGAUGAAAUUGUACAGAAUUAUGUCCACUGUGUUGCUGUGAAAUUAUAUUACUUUGUCGACGUUGAAGGUUAUAUUGAUGAACAUUUGGAAAUACAAUUUGGAGCUGACAAGACCCCAAUAAUAAACAAAUGUAUUACAUUCAAGAAAGAUCACCCUGAUUGGACACUUGGACAAUGGGCUUUAAGUGAUUGGAAAUGUCUAGUUAAAGAAGGUUUAAUCACCGAAGAAUACAAGAACAUUGAUAAUUGAGAUUAAAAAAUUUAUGAAAAAAUAAAAUACGCUUUCACA
Molecule: messenger RNA, 513 nt
Organism: Condylostylus longicornis
Lineage: Eukaryota; Metazoa; Arthropoda; Insecta; Diptera; Dolichopodidae
Product: general odorant-binding protein 99b-like
Exons: 2
Coding region: 55-474 (139 amino acids)
Molecular function (GO): odorant binding
Source: RefSeq, a predicted model, not a curated record